AUGGACGCCAAAGUACAUGGAGGGGGCGAUUGGCUGGGCUAUAAACUGUAUCAGCUCAAGGAACAGGAACAUGCUGGACCAGUCUUGACAGCAUUGAUAGUGGUGCUGCUCACCUACAUGCUCUACACACUUCUGUAUGCUACCGACAUUCCUCACAUCAAGGGCAUGCCAGAAAUCCCUGGCGCUGUUCCAUUAUUUGGACAUCUUCUCAAGCUCGGCGAGGAUCAUGCUACAGUUUUAGAAAAGUGGUGGCGCCAGCACAACCAAUCUGUCUUCCAGAUCAAGCUGGGUAACACGAGGGCCGUCGUUGUUAACUCAUUUGAUGACUGCAAGAAGAUGCUCCUCGGUAAUCAGAAUGCAGUCAUUGAUCGCCCCAUGCUCUACACCUUCCAUAGCGUAAUCAGCAGCACACAGGGCUUUACUAUUGGAUCUUCGCCAUGGGAUGAGUCUUGUAAGAAGAAGCGCAAGGCUGCUGGAACCGCUUUGAGUCGCCCCGCCUUGAGAAACUAUUACCCGAUGUUUGACCUUGAAAGUUACUGCAUCCUCCGAGACAUGAAAAAGGACAGCCGCAACGGCCAGAUCGAGAUUGACGUUCGCCCGUACAUUCAGCGAUACGCGCUCAAUACAACCCUGACACUCUGCUACGGUAUUCGCAUGGACGCUGUCUACGACGAGCUACUCCGCGAGAUUCUUCAUGUCGGAUCGUCUAUUUCCCUGUUGCGCAGCGCCUCUGAGAACCUUCAGGAUUACAUCCCGGCACUUCGAUAUUUGCCCAACAAUGAGAAGAAUGCCCGCUCGAAGGAGCUUCGUCAGCGUCGUGAUGUAUAUUUGGACCUCCUCUUGAAUAAGGUUCGCGAGAUGAUCAAGAACGGUACCGACAAGCCUUGCAUAUCUGCUGCCAUCCUGAAGGAUGAGGAGACCAAGCUCUCUGGUGUCGAAGUUUCCUCAAUUUGCCUGUCCUUGGUUUCCGGUGGUUUCGAAACAAUUCCUGGAACUCUAACUUCGUGUAUUGGGUCUUUGUCCACCGAGGAAGGACAGUUAUGGCAGGAUCGGGCUUACGAGGAUAUUAAACGCCACUAUCCCAGUGAAACCGACGCCUGGACUGGGUGCUUUAAGGAGGAGACAAUCCCAUACAUCAAUGCCAUUGUCAAGGAGGCUGGCCGAUACUACACCGUCAGCUCCUUAAGUCUUCCGCGAAAGACUGUCUCCGAGGCGGGUAACCAUGAUGUCGACCAUUUCGGACCCGACGCUGGGCAGUUCAACCCCGAGCGGUGGCUGAAAACGAUCGACCCCCCAACCGAGGCCACUAGCGGUGGACUUGAUCACUUGAGCUUUGGCACUGGUUCUCGUGCUUGCUCAGGCCAGUUCAUUGCUUCUCGCCUCUUGUACUCUGCGUUGGUGAGGAUUCUGUCGUCCUACAAGAUCGUGGCGAGCAAAGAGAACCCCCCCAAUACCGACUAUGUCGAGUACAACCAGUUCAAGACGGCGCUGGUUGCCAUUCCCAGGGAGUUCAAAGUUAAGCUCAUUCCCCGUGAUACGGCCAUGACGGCCAAGUGCCUGGACCUUGCCGAGCAGAGGACCAGCGAGCACUACAAGGAGUAA
Molecule: messenger RNA, 1602 nt
Organism: Penicillium coprophilum
Lineage: Eukaryota; Fungi; Ascomycota; Eurotiomycetes; Eurotiales; Aspergillaceae
Exons: 4
Coding region: 1-1602 (533 amino acids)
Molecular function (GO): monooxygenase activity; oxidoreductase activity, acting on paired donors, with incorporation or reduction of molecular oxygen; iron ion binding
Source: RefSeq, a predicted model, not a curated record